AUAACUGAAGUAGAAGGGCGCCUGAACCAAAUCAAUAUGUCCCUCGGAGAAGGUCGGUCUAUUAAAUCAAUUCCAUAAUCCAGAUCGAUACAACGCGUCUGCAGCUUCCAAAACCUAAGACCGUCGUUGAUUGGUCGGUACCGAAGAGCUAUGAGUGAAGGAGAAAAGAGCAGAGGUGUUGUGGCCUCUGGCACCGCGCAAGACCUGCCGCCGCCGCAUCCAAACUAUUACUACGGCACGUUUCAAGGAGUGGGCAGUAAUCAAAUCCCUCCGCCUCCGCAGUCUCAGCCGGUCAUUGGCUUUCCUCAACCUAUUCCUCCCGCAGGUGUAUCCGGCGCUCCUCCUCAUUAUUAUCCGCAUAGUUAUCAAGCCGUUCAAGGUUAUGCUGUUGUUGAAGGGAGACCACUAAGGGAGCACCGGCUACCAUGCUGUGGUAUAGGGCUGGGAUGGUUCUUGUUCAUCUUUGGUUUCUUUCUCGGUGCCAUCCCCUGGUACAUAGGAGCCUUUAUACUUUUGUGCGUCCGAGUAGACUACAGAGAGAAGCCUGGAUAUGUCGCUUGCACAAUAGCUGCUAUUCUGGCAAUGAUAGCUAUUACCCUUGGUGUGACAAAGGCAACUAAUUCCUGGUGAAGAGUGUUUGUGUUUUCUUAAGUUAUAUACACAUGAAGAUAUAAGGAGAGUGAAAAUGUGAAAUUGAAUAGCGUGUGAAAUCUGUAAUCCUGAAAUGGUGCUUAUGUUUCCAAUAAUAUAUUUGUACAGCAGUUGAUAAAUUGGAUAUGCAUUUGUAAGUAUUUUUUCUUUUAUUGUGAUC
This is a messenger RNA of Cuscuta europaea, 811 nucleotides long. The record is from the annotation of a GenBank genome assembly. Lineage: Eukaryota; Viridiplantae; Streptophyta; Magnoliopsida; Solanales; Convolvulaceae.